Molecule: messenger RNA, 711 nt
Organism: Panicum virgatum (switchgrass)
Lineage: Eukaryota; Viridiplantae; Streptophyta; Magnoliopsida; Poales; Poaceae
Exons: 1
Coding region: 176-706 (176 amino acids)
Source: RefSeq, a predicted model, not a curated record
CCGGUUUUUUCACCCGCCUCGCGGAGCCGCCGCGCCGAUCCCGCGGUUUUUCCAACGGGGAUCGCGGACCCCUCCGUGUACCCGCCGCCAGCGUUUGCCUGGCCCUCGUCGCCCCUCAUCCAUCGGCGCCCGCCGUGCCCAAAUCCGCCCGUGAAUUCCGCGCGAGGAGAUCCAGAUGGAGGCGGACUCCGUCGUCGAUGAAGCCCGUGCCAAGGCCGUCUCGGCUGUCAAUGACCUCCCGCGGGGCCGCCGGCCCGAGGAGAUCCGGAUAGAGGCGGACUCCAUCGCCGAGGAGGUUCGUGCUUCACCGUGCGCCUCGGCGACGUCGCGGCGGCCGAGAUGCUCGUGGCGAUCCAGCCAUGGCAGCAGCAACAGCAGGCGGCGGCGAUUGUGGAGGGCCCCUCGCCGCGCUGCUGAAGCGGUGCGGCGGCGCCUUGCCGUUUCUCCAGGCGACCGUCGGCAUCUCGUCUGCCGGUCAGGCCUAUUCCGUGACCCGUCCGUGGUGAGCAAGGUCUGGGCGAUGGCGACGACCGCUUGGGCUGAUGUGGAGGUCAAGGAGAGGGCGGCCAGGGAGGCGAAGACGAAGGCGGAGGUGGAAGGCAGCGGCUGGCACGGAGAAGGCGGCCAAGGCUGUGGCGGCGGCGGACAAGCCAGAGAGCUCGGCGGAGAAGGACAGCAGAGGUGCAUAAGAAGGAGGGCAACAUGAGACGU